UUUGAAGUACAAAAUACCGUACUCUGGCAACAUGGCGUACGUCGAAACGGUGCUGCGAGGAUGGGGGCUUGGGGAUUAUGUGGACAAAUUUGAAGAGCAAAAGAACAAUCUAGCCUUUGGCUUGUUACCAGUACUAUUUCCAGGUAGAAGAAAGGGGAAAGGGGGCAGAUAUUCAACCCGGGAAGCACAACUAGGAUUCAUAGAUGUCCAAAAUGAAAACCUUGCACUAGACAAGUUCCUGGAAGAUAUUGUACCUGAAAGUCGACCUCAACCGUUCAUACUAGUCAUUGGGUCUCUCCUUAAACCAGUGCAAAUUUUCAUCAUUGUGGAAAGGCGGGCAUUGGAACAAAGUAGCUUAAUGAAAGCCGUAGAUACAUGCUAUAAAGCAGUGUAUGUCCUGGAUCUAGAAUACCAGCCUCAGUGUUGUGGUGCGUGGGAGUUCCUACAAACAUACAUUUAUGAGAUGAAAGGAGCUGUAAAAUGCAGUGCGAUCAGGGAGUUCAGAAUCUUCGAGACAGCCUAUGAGUCAAUAAUGAAUACCAACAUCUAACUGUCCUCAUGUGAGCUAGCAAGUUUAUUGCCUUUCCAGAUACUUUUGCUUAAGAGAAGUUCCUGUGUUGAUAAAUGUUUUGUUAAACUUUCUCUUUUUUUUGGAGGGGGGGGGGCGGUUAAUUGACAAAGUGAAUGUCAAACUGUAGACUGUUUAGUCGACUCGUUAUCUGAUAUCUGAAGCCAGUUUGCAGCCCGCAUUCAAUAACUAUACUUUGUUUCGCUUCAACUUCAGUAGUGAUGACACUGUUUUGUAGUGUACGCAAUGCUUUACGCACCUGCAAAGUUUCACAGUGAU
Molecule: messenger RNA, 847 nt
Organism: Lytechinus pictus (painted urchin)
Lineage: Eukaryota; Metazoa; Echinodermata; Echinoidea; Temnopleuroida; Toxopneustidae
Exons: 3
Coding region: 32-550 (172 amino acids)
Source: RefSeq, a predicted model, not a curated record